Molecule: messenger RNA, 213 nt
Organism: Pocillopora damicornis (cauliflower coral)
Lineage: Eukaryota; Metazoa; Cnidaria; Anthozoa; Scleractinia; Pocilloporidae
Source: the annotation of a RefSeq genome assembly
AUGCCACAGUUAGAGGUAGGUACUUAUAAUAUACAAUAUUGGUGGGGGUUCUCGGUUUUAUUUUUCUUGUUAAUUUUUUUAGAAGUUAUAAUCUUUCCUUUUGUAAAGCGUGGUUGAUGAAUAAGACAGUUCUUAUUGGGGUGAACCUUUUUUUUAGGGUGAAAAAAAAAUUAUGGAAAAAGAUUUCCAUGAGAACUGUCGCAAAAUGUUUAA